AUGGGUCGUGCUAAAACAAGUCAAAAAUUAAAUAAAAUGUCUACCAUUAACUUAAAAUAUCAUCCAGAUAUUGAAUCUGCUUAUGCUGCAAUUAGAAAGUAUGAACUGGAGACCACUUCUAAGUACAUAUUAUACUACAGAGAAGCUGGUUUCAAUCAGAAAGACUUGGAUAAUUUGGACAAGAAAAAAAUAUGGUGGGAUAACCAUAUCCCCUUUGAUGGUAUUCCGUAUUGCCUUUUGGGGUCUGAAGUGUGGGACUGUCAUCACGGGCCAGACAGACACGUGAAUGAUAAAAAGAAACUUGUUGCCAAAAAGGAUGAGAUGGAAGAAGAACAUCCAUACACCAAAAAUUCAAAGAAAAGGUUUUUAGUUCAGAGUACCAAGAAGAUGGACUGCAAGUCACAGAUCACUCUUAAAGCUGUUGUUAAGUUUCCUGACUUUAAGGUUGAUGGCCUUGAUAGCACUUACAGGAGAAAAAAAUGUGCAUCCAACCUUAGAGCAGCCAAUUUCAAUCAUGUAAAGAAAGACGUGAAGAUUGUGUUAAUUCUUCCUGAUACCAAAUCUCAUCAGAAUCAUCUAAUUGGUGAAUUUUCAGGAUACUCCCAACCACUUGAUAGCCAAGUGAAAGAACACAUCAGGGAAUUGGUUUUUGAUGGUGUCAGGAAAGUGUCCGAAAUGAAGAGGCACCUAAACAUCUUUGUUAAGAGAGAACUUUCUUUGGACAUGCCUAUAACUAACAGAAGAUUUCAUCCAAAUGAGCGAGACAUAAGAAAUCAUAUGUAUUUAGCCUUAACCAAGACAAGGUUUUCAAAGAAUGAUCAACAGAAUUUACAAUGUCUGGUGAGGAAAUGGGAGGCUGAAUAUACAUUGGAUACUUUUUUUUUAAGACUGGGAUCAGAUGGUAAACAAAAAGAAAAAAGUAAUGAUGAUGUUGAGGAAGUUCCCCAGUUUCUUUUUGUUCAUCAAUCGGAAACACAGAAGAGGCUUCUAAAUAUUUAUGGCCAGGAGAUUUGCUUGUUGGAUGCAACAUAUAAAACAUCGAGAUAUGACCUUCCUCUGUUCUUGGUUUGCGUCAAUACAAAUGUUGGAUAUAGUGUUGUAGCGUCUUUUAUAGUUGCUAAUGAGAAUCGCUACACCAUUCAAGAGGCACUCAUUAAAUUGAGAGAUUGGAAUCCCAUGUGGAAGCCCAAAUAUUUCAUGUGUGAUUUUGAUUUGAGAGAAAUUUGGGCGCUUGAACAAACAUUUGAAGGUUUAAUGGUGUAUCUUUGUGACUUCCAUAGGGAACAAGCCUGGCACAGAUGGCUAAGAGAAAUUAAGCAUGAUUGCAUUGAUGAGAAAGAUGAAAUUAAAAAAAUGUUAAGAGAAAUAGCUGAUGCUGAUUCUGCAGAGUCAUAUGCAAAUGCUUUGCAACAAUUAAGAAGCAGUGAUAUUUUCAAGGCAAAGGUCUCCUUGAGAAAUUGGCUCGAAAACAAAUGGCUCCUGAACUGCAAGAGAUGGUCAAAACUUUUCAGAAAUUCACUCUUUAACAUCAGAGUGAAUACAACCAAUGGCCUUGAAAGACAACACAAAGAACUCAAGGAAAACUACUUGACAGAGUAUAUAGAUAAAUCUCUGUCAAGUAUGGUGACAUCAUUGGUAACCAAAUACUUACCAGAUAGUUAUGAGAGGUAUACCACUGUAACAAUGAAGGAGGAAAUGAGGAGGGGUUGUUUGGGUGGAGGUGGGGAGGGGAAUGUGGAGCGCAAACAAACCGUGAUGAUGUUUAUGACUAUGCGGCAUGGGCUUUAA
Molecule: messenger RNA, 1788 nt
Organism: Mytilus trossulus (common blue mussel)
Lineage: Eukaryota; Metazoa; Mollusca; Bivalvia; Mytilida; Mytilidae
Exons: 12
Coding region: 1-1788 (595 amino acids)
Molecular function (GO): DNA-binding transcription factor activity
Source: RefSeq, a predicted model, not a curated record